Artibeus jamaicensis (Jamaican fruit-eating bat) is the source of this 1902-nucleotide messenger RNA. RefSeq names its product lysophosphatidic acid receptor 2 (gene LPAR2). Gene Ontology annotation, molecular function: lysophosphatidic acid receptor activity. The record is from RefSeq and is a predicted model, not a curated record. The coding region runs from base 285 to 1331 and encodes 348 amino acids. NCBI's taxonomy places the organism in Eukaryota, Metazoa, Chordata, Mammalia, Chiroptera, Phyllostomidae. The transcript is spliced from 3 exons. Gene Ontology annotation, biological process: G protein-coupled receptor signaling pathway. Gene Ontology annotation, cellular component: membrane.
UCGCCGGAAGUGGGGAGGAAAUGGGGGGCUGAGGUUCCGGGAGACUCCGGCUUCUCCGGGCCGCAGAGGCCGGGCUCCCCCAGGUGGCGGGGGCGGGGCGCCAGGGCUGGGCAGGGACAGGGCGGCGGGGGCGGGACUCGCCUUCCGCGGCGUCUACGGCGGCGCUAAGCGCCCCCAGACUCGCCACUUCCUACAGCGUCGCCGGGCCAUGGGCCUGUGACCCGGCCCUGCCCCCCGCGAGGCCAUCCUGUGUGCGGCUUGACGGGCGGCCAAGCUAGGUCACCAUGGGCCAGUGCUACUACAAUGAGACCAUCGGCUUCUUCUACAACCACAGUGGCAAGGAGCUGAGCUCCCACUGGCGGCCAAAGGAUGUUGUUGUCGUUGCACUGGGGCUGACUGUCAGUGUGCUGGUGCUGCUCACCAACCUGCUGAUCAUCGCGGCCAUCGCCUCCAACCGCCGCUUCCACCAGCCCAUUUACUACUUGCUCGGCAACCUGGCUGCGGCUGACCUCUUUGCUGGUGUGGCCUACCUCUUCCUCAUGUUCCACACGGGCCCUCGCACAGCCCAGCUGUCUCUCCUGGGCUGGUUUGUGCGGCAGGGUCUGCUGGACACAAGCCUGACUGCGUCGGUGGCCACAUUGCUGGCUAUUGCCGUGGAGCGGCACCAAAGCGUGAUGGCCGUGCAGCUGCACAGCCGCAUGCCCCGCGGCCGUGUGGUCAUGCUCAUUGUGGGGGUGUGGGUAGCUGCCCUGGGGCUGGGGCUGCUGCCCGCCCACUCCUGGCACUGCCUCUGUGCCCUGGACAGAUGCUCACGCAUGGCCCCCCUGCUCAGCCGCUCCUACCUGGCCGUCUGGGCUCUGUCCAGCCUGCUUGUCUUCCUACUCAUGGUGGCUGUCUACACCCGCAUUUUCUUCUACGUUCGUGGGCGGGUACAGCGUAUGGCAGGGCAUGUCAGCUGCCACCCCCGCUACCGUGAGACCACAUUCAGCCUGGUCAAGACUGUUGUCAUCAUCCUGGGAGCGUUCGUGGUCUGCUGGACACCAGGCCAAGUGGUGCUGCUCCUGGACGGUCUGGACUGCAAGUCUUGCAACGUCCUGGCUGUGGAGAAGUACUUCCUACUCUUGGCAGAGGCCAACUCACUGGUCAACGCUGUGGUGUACUCCUGCCGUGAUGCAGAGAUGCGCCGCACCUUCCGCCGCCUCCUCUGCUGUCUGUGCCUCCGCCGGUCCACCGGCGAUUCUCCCCGCUACACAGCCUCCACCCAAUCAGGUGCCAACACCCGCAUAAUGCUUUCUAAGAAUGGCCACCCCCUGAUGGACUCCACCCUUUAGCCAACCUCGGACUUCAGUGGGGUGCAGCAAGUGCCAGGUUGCACCCCUGACCACUCGUGGAUGUGCCUGGUUCAACCAACCCACUCUGAGGGACAGGAUUCAAGGCAGACCCUUGGUCCGGAUGACACCAGAGCCAGGCCUCCCCACAGACCCACCUGUGCCUGCCUCGGGGCCGGGGGUGUGUGGUCAUCUCCAGUGCCCAGGAGAGUGUCAGGUGGGGUUCAGGAACUGGCUCUUCAAUCAUCUCAGGUUGUGGGGUUUUUAAUGGAUGUUUGUUUUUACUGCACACCCCUGGUGAACCCUGUGGCUUCUUUGUGCGUGCUGGUGUGGGUUACAGGUAGGAGAGAUGAGGACUCUCAGGCCACACUGCUGAAAAUCAUAAGGACAGAUCAUGGAUGCACCAUCUGCCUGAAGCUGAUUCUUCAGUCUGGCACAGACUGAAGGGUGCUGAGCAAGAGCUGGGAAAGGUGUGUGGCCCCGUGAAGCCUCGGGGCUUGCCUGUCCCUGCUAGACUUGAGGGUGUUCACGAGGAGGGCAUAUUAAGAAGUAAACCUUUAUUUCUCCUCUGGUA